AUGGCAAGCAAGAUCUUUCUCCAUAUACUUGCGUCUUACCAAACUGCAGCUCCCCCCUUUGCGCGGUACUGGUCCUUGGCUGAAUGGAAUACCAGCCACCCGAAAGGAGCCUUCCCUUCGGGGGACACUCUCGAAGGAACCUGGGCGACAAGUACGGUCAGCACCGAGGGAGAAGUUGACGAAGAGUCGUCCAAGGAGAGCCUGGAUCUCUUCAAGCCGGUCACCAAGGACGUCGUCCGCCUUCUUCACACCUUCCAUGAGAAGCGUCCUGACGAGUUCGACAGUUUUUCCGCGUUGAUGGCCGUAGUGGAGCAGCAGGCCGUGGAGGGCCUCUCGAGUGAGGAUCUAGAGUCAUAUACCAGACCGCUCCUCCGCAUCCAGCAGAUCAUUUCAGCACUCUCGAUACUAAACAGGGACGACGUCACCGAACUGAAGCAGAGAUUCCGGGAGGAAUAUGCUGCCCUUCAGGAGGUGGCUGAAAAGACUGGGCUAAGAUGGCGGGCGUUCGCGAAAGAAGACGAGGAUGGCACCGCGGCCAAGGUACAACAAGUACACGCAGAUUGCCCACAAGAACCGGACAUAGAAGCAACGCCAGCAGUCACGCAGCCCAAACGCCCCUCGUUGUGGGAGGUCUGCGACCUUCAAUCUGCUGUUCCAGCCUACGCCCACUACUUCGAUGACUGCAAGGAGGCAAUCAAGAAGUUGAUUAAGACUCAACAAGAGUUCAUCCAGUCUAAAAAGGCUCGAAAUGAGGUAACGAUAGACGUGAACCCGGAGACGGAAACUAACCCUCAGGACGUGGAAGAAGCGGCUGCCAUGCUAUCCGACACGUUCCGGGGCUUUGCCAGGCAGGCGGGCGAUAUCCACUCGUUUCUCAGUCUCCUUCCUGACCGGGCUCUUGUUUCGGCGAUAGUCUCUCGAGUGUGCAGAGACAUCUUGAAUCUCCUAGCCGCUCUUACUGAGUGGUACGGGCUUCGGACGUCCUAUUUGGCAAGGACGUGGCACGAGGCCGUCAAGUCGUCGUCUCUCAAACUCAAGGAGCUUCGAGCAGAGAUGCAACGGGACUACGAGGAGCUUCGACGGAGCACUCAGCUGGUCACGGUAAACACUGACAUCAAGACUGUGCAAGAUGAUAUUGCGAGCUUGAGUGCUACAGAUAGAUUUGGGGCGUUUCGGCCAUCUGUAGUAGGACAUCAUGAGGGGGGCCACGCUAAGCGCGUCGCUUAUCUCGGAGAAUUCCGAGGUACCUACAUACCUAUUACCCAACCGGCCCGGGCCAGCGACCUCGUCUACACAUGUCUCCGUAAACGCAAGAUAGGAGACGUCGUGGUGAGCACUCUCAUCCGGCAGGGUGCAGCUGAGAGCCUGAAGCCCAAUCUUCCCCGCAGCGAAAGUGCCUACGCCAAGCUCAAAACAGCAUACCUUAGCGAUCAAUAG
Chaetomium strumarium is the source of this 1437-nucleotide messenger RNA. RefSeq lists its product as uncharacterized. Lineage: Eukaryota; Fungi; Ascomycota; Sordariomycetes; Sordariales; Chaetomiaceae. The transcript is spliced from 6 exons. Bases 1 to 1437 code for a protein of 478 amino acids. The record is from RefSeq and is a predicted model, not a curated record.